UGCUGUGUCAAAACAAGAUGAAGUAAAUCUCUCCGCCUGCCGAGCGAGAGUUCGUGUCAAUGACAGUUCCCCGGGUCUCCGUCGGAGUACAGCGACCAUCCAUUUCCUCAGGCCUGAACUGAGCUGCGUCGAAAAUAACCGGAACGAUGCAGUUCUCUCCGUCCAAUGGAGACUUUACCUUCGUCUCGUCGACUGAGGCCGAAGAGCUCAGUGGUACCAUCGAUGCUCAGGACAUUAAACUGAACAUGGGCAGUGAUGGUGGGAAAGACCUGUACGCAACCACCUUUUUGAGACAACGGGGUUAUGGCUGGUUGCUGGAGGUUGACGAGGAGGACAAUGAAGACAUUAAACCUCUUCUGGAGGAGCUGGACAUUGACCUGAAGGACAUCUACUAUAAGAUUCGCUGUGUGCUGAUGCCCAUGCCCUCUCUGGGUUUUAAUCGCCAGGUUGUGAGGGACAACCCGGACUUCUGGGGUCCUCUGGCUGUGGUGCUGCUCUUCUCCAUGAUCUCCAUCUAUGGACAGUUCAGGGUUGUUUCUUGGAUCAUCACCAUCUGGAUAUUUGGAUCAUUAACCAUUUUCUUGCUUGCUCGGGUUCUUGGUGGUGAGGUGUCCUAUGGCCAAGUCCUUGGAGUAAUUGGAUACUCCCUUCUCCCGCUCAUCGUUAUAGCCCCCCUACUCUUGGUCAUAGGGGGAUUUGAUUUAGUUGCUACCCUAAUAAAACUUUUCGGGGUCUUCUGGGCUGCCUACAGCGCUGCUUCCCUGCUCGUCGGAGACGAAUUCAAAACCAAGAAGCCUUUACUCAUCUACCCCAUUUUCCUUCUGUACAUCUACUUCCUGUCUCUGUAUACCGGCGUCUGACUGGACAAGUGGUCGCUGUGGACCUUCUAUUGGAUACUGACCCUGGGACAUAGCAGACAGACACAAGGACUCAUUCCACACUGCGGAAAAGGGGCAUGGGUUUUUUAUGUUUUUGUGUUAACCCGGUAAUAUUCCUGGAGCCCAGCUUGUGGGGGGUCUGCGGUUACUUGGUAUAUAUAUUUACCCAUCAUGUCUGUUAAAUCGGGGGUGGGGUGGGGGGGUCCUUACACAGUUGAAAACCCCGUUAUGCAGAUUUUUCUUCUCACUCGUCUAUAUCCAGCUAUUAAAACCCUCGUACCCCUGAGGUGGCUCUAACGGGACACGACUGUAACUAUAUGAUGAAGGUUGACUGCUCGUCAUACUUUUCCCAUUAAAGAAAAUGGUGCCAAAUGUCUGUUUAACGGGGGAAAAUAAAUUUUAAUAAGUAGAUUUUACUAUGCCCAAAAGUUGAGGGAGGACAGUCAUCGUACUGCGUUGUUAUGUACUAUUAUUAACAAUGACCAUUUGUAUUUUUUAUUUUUUACAAGCUUUUUCUUAACUUAUGGAUGUCACCCAGGAUAGAAGCUGGUUAGCUGCAGGAGUGGGAGAAAUAAAGCGUGGUCUGAGAAA
This is a messenger RNA of Lampris incognitus (smalleye Pacific opah), 1469 nucleotides long. RefSeq names its product Yip1 domain family, member 4 (gene yipf4). The transcript is spliced from 6 exons. Gene Ontology annotation, cellular component: trans-Golgi network; membrane. The coding region runs from base 147 to 860 and encodes 237 amino acids. Lineage: Eukaryota; Metazoa; Chordata; Actinopteri; Lampriformes; Lampridae. The record is from RefSeq and is a predicted model, not a curated record. Gene Ontology annotation, biological process: endoplasmic reticulum to Golgi vesicle-mediated transport; vesicle fusion with Golgi apparatus.